Messenger RNA from Eruca vesicaria subsp. sativa (arugula), 1631 nucleotides. Lineage: Eukaryota; Viridiplantae; Streptophyta; Magnoliopsida; Brassicales; Brassicaceae. The record is from the annotation of a GenBank genome assembly.
AACACAACACACUUCUAUAUCUGUUUCGAAUUCAACUCUGCUGUCCUUUUUCAUCAAAUUAUCCAAUUGAUUUCGUUGUCAAAUAUCUCAGAAUAAAAACCAUCUAUAUUUCGACGAAUGUGUGUAUAAAAAAGAAAGUCUUUCUUUUUCUUUGUCCCUGAUUAAGUUUUUUCUUUUGGAAUCGGUCUGAAACUCGGACAAUUAAUCCGCCAUUUUCUCCUCGGUCUCUCUACUCAUCUCUUCAGUAUCGGAUCUGUGUCUCCUUCUCUUUCGUUUCAAGAAUUUUUUUUUCUGAAGAGACAGACACGUUAGCUGUAAUUCAAUUAUUUACUUCUUUUGGCUUACUAAACGCGUCACAAGCGUCAAUAAAAAGAAAAAGAAACUCACACACAGAGACAGAUAGUUUGCUUGAGUGGAUAAAAUGGGAAUGAGUCUCGAUUUUGAUGUUGAUCUUGAGAAAGGAACCGUCGAUUGCGUCGAUGUUUAUACACAAUCUCCAGAGAAGCCAUUGAUACCGUUGUUUCCAGAUAAUAAAACGGUUAUAACCGGAGAAGAAACCGUCGGUUCGUUAGAAAACGAUGUGAUUCCGGUUCAGUUUGCGAAACCGGGAUGGGGAAGGAACGAUCGGAAGGAGAAUCGCAAGAAAUCAGCGUCGAAGCCUCCUCGGCCGCCGCGUGGACCGUCUCUAGACGCAGCUGAUAGGAAGCUGAUAAGAGAGAUCGCUGAACUGGCGAUUCUGAAACGCGCGAGGGUUGAACGUUUGAGAGCUUUGAAGAAAUCGAGAGCGGUUAAAGAAGCGUCUGCGGCUUCUUCUCUAGGCAAUGUAUUGGCAACGCUUCUCACCGUUAUAUUCUUCUUUGUACUCGUUUUGCAAGGAUUGUCUCCGAGAGCAGCCGCUAGCUCCGGGAGAUCUCCCUUAGUAGAUGGUGGUUUAGUUUCGGUUCAGUAUGUGGGGAAUCCGUCUGCGAGUGAACCGGAUGGUGGUUAUACCGGUCCGGGUUUAGCACAGAGAUUACCGAAUUUACCAAAACCGGUUUCCGGUUCGAAAAGAAGAUGAAUAGAGUUUUACAAUGAAGUGUAAACCAAAGAGCUGGAAUUGGACAAUUUCAUCACUGGUUCAUCAAACCAUUUGUCGGUGGACCAUGUACUCUGACCGAUAAAAUUUUGGGGCAAAAUCGGCUGCUUUCUCGGCGGUUAUGAAACAAUAAACUAUCUGAUGUGGGUAAGAUUAGUUUUGUAAUGUUUUUUUCUAGAAAUAAAAUGAGAAAGAUUACAAAAUAAAAUAUCAGUGUUGUGUGUACUAGUAUAAUACAAUUUGGAUUAUAUUAGUAGAUGAUUGUUGUGCUUUUGAAGAAUGCAAUGAAGCCUCCAGAUUUUGACGAUACCAAAACGUAAAAUAAUAUACGAAAUCAUCAUUAUUGGUAUACUUUUUAAGUAUUUGAAAUCACAUGCUAGUGAUGCUUGAGUUGAAAUUUAAAAUCAAUUUAUUUAUAUAGCAUUGUAUAUUUGGAAACAGAAUCCAUGUGGCUGUACCCACUGAGCUUAAACACCAACUCUUCAAAAUUAAGUGCACAUGGAAUUCCACGUGUGUGUAUUUCAAAUGUCCAUAAUAUCUGUUUAGUUGCUGUCGC